Messenger RNA from Lathyrus oleraceus (garden pea), 2340 nucleotides. RefSeq lists its product as uncharacterized. Gene Ontology annotation, biological process: telomere maintenance; DNA repair. Lineage: Eukaryota; Viridiplantae; Streptophyta; Magnoliopsida; Fabales; Fabaceae. The record is from RefSeq and is a predicted model, not a curated record. Gene Ontology annotation, molecular function: DNA helicase activity. Bases 1 to 2340 code for a protein of 779 amino acids. The transcript is spliced from 8 exons.
AUGACUUUUCCAAGAUCACACUUUCAAGGAACUCAUGACAGUGAAGCCGGCCCAAAUCGUAAUUCCACAUCACCUAAUCAACGAAACAACACGAGUCAAUCUGAUACAGAUGAUAUGGAUGUUGAUGAAGCUUUGGAGGAUGCAGUAAUAUCAUAUGUUAGCAUGGACGCCAGAGAAAAUGGUGCAUUAUCACGUCGUCCUCAAGGUCCAACCAGUUGGGAAUAUCUUCUUACAAAUAACGGCAUGACUUUCAGUACAUUCAAAAAAUCAGUCGAGGAUAGGGGAUUUCUAGAGACUGAUCAUAGUAUUCGUGAUUGUUUGGUUGAGGCUACGAGUCUCCGAAUGCCAUAUGCUUUACGAAGGUUAUUCGUGACGAUUUUAAUAUUUUGUGAACCUACUGAUGUUAGAGGCCUUUGGAAUGAGUUUUUUACACAUAUGGUAGAGGAUUAUCAAACAGCUAACAAUGUUGUGGAAUCAGACUUAACUAAUAUGUUGUUGAAGGACUUGAAUGAACUCUUAAACCUUCACGGUAAAAAGAUUGAUGAUUAUGACCUCCCAUCUUUACCCCCUAAUACAAUAGACAGAGGUGCAGUUCCAAGUAUCAUACAAGAGGAGUUAGCGAUCGAUAUCCCCAAUGAAGAUAUUGAAUCUAUUGCUAAGUUAAAUAAUGAUCAAAUGAUUGCAUUCAACACCAUUAUGAAUGUAAUUGUUCAAAAACACGGUGGGGUAUUUUUUGUUGAUGGUCCAGGAGGAACAGGUAAAACAUUCCUAUAUAGAACAUUAAUGGCAAGUUUAAGAUGUAGAGGAGAAAUUGUCUUAGCAACUGCAUCAUCUGAUAUAGCUGCAACAUUGUUACCCGGUGGUAGGACUGCACACUCUCGAUUUAAGAUCCCUAUUGAUAUUCAACCGAGUUCCAUUUGUGGUAUUGAAAAGCAAAAGGAUCUUGCAAAUCUCAUUAGAGUUGCUGCCACAAUCAUUUGGGAUGAAGCACCAAUGACAAAUAAAAAUUGUUUAGAAGCCUUGGAUCGAUCAUUACAAGACAUUUGUAGCAACAAUGCUCCAUUUGAUGGAAAAGUUCUGAUAAGGGGGGGGGAUUUUCGUCAAGUUCUUCCUGUUGUAAGAAAAGGUACUAAGGCACAAAUGAUUUCAGCGUGUAUUGUUCAAUCUCAUUUAUGGAAUCAUACCAAGAUUUUGCGUUUGCGUCAAAAUAUGCGAUCAUUGCAUGAUCAAGAGUUUGCAGAAUUUCUUAUUCGCAUUGGUGAUGGUGUUGAACCUACCAAACCAGAUGACAUGGUGAGGUUACCUUUACAUAUUGCAAUCCCAUGGGAAGGUGAAUAUUUCAUACAGGUACUUAUCCAACAUAUUUUUCCUAAUUUAGAAUUGCAUGGUUGGGAUGCCCCAUAUAUGGUACAAAGAGCUAUUUUGACACCAACAAAUGAUGAUGUCCAGAAAUUGAAUGAUAUGAUUAUCGAUCAGUUUCCAGGAGAAGAACAUAAUUUUUUAUCGUUUGACGAGGUUGAAGGAGAUAAUCAUAAUUUAUACCAGCAAGAAUUCUUAAACUCAAUUGCACAAGGUAGUUUGCCACCACAUACUCUAAAGAUAAAAAAGGGUGCACCAUUGAUGUUAUUACGAAAUCUAGAUCCUAGAUAUGGAUUGUGUAAUGGGACCCGGUUAUUAUGUCGUGGUUUAUUUAUGAAUAUGUUGGAUGUGGAAAUCCUAACAGGAAGCAACGCAGGAAAACGUGCUUUUUUGCCUAGAAUUAAAAUAAAAACAUCUGCAAGUGAUGGUCUGCCUUUUGUCCUUAGUAGAAAGCAGUUUCCUGUGCGGCUAAGUUUUGCAAUUACAAUAAAUAAAUCACAAGGACAAACCAUUCCAAAUGUUGGAAUAUAUCUUCCACGACAUCUUUUUAGUCAUCGACAGUUAUAUGUGGCUUUAUCCAGGGGUGUUUCACAGACUACAACAAGAGUUUUAACCAGGGAAGGAAAAUUGAAAGGAGAAGAUAUAUUCCAAAUGUUGGAAUAUAUCUUCCACGACAUCUUUUUAGUCAUCGACACCAAACUAGAACACGAUGAAAUCUUUCAAUUAUGUAAGGAGUUGAGACGAAAGAAUGUUGAAACUUGCUUCAACAUGAAAAUAACAGACUUUGAAGAUAAAUGGAACACAUGGAAGGAUGAACAAAGUAUUUCAUCCAUCGACAAACUCGAUAAUAAGUUUUUUAAAUCUCAAGAGCGCAUUGAUAAAGGGAUGUACGAAGAAUUGUUUCGAAUCUUUAUAAGAGAAAAAGAAAAUACUUCGAAUAGAGAUUUCAUGUUCGGCAUUCCUCUUAAAGAACGUCAUUGA